Messenger RNA from Cynoglossus semilaevis (tongue sole), 1683 nucleotides. RefSeq names its product cyclin P (gene ccnp). Bases 97 to 1296 code for a protein of 399 amino acids. Lineage: Eukaryota; Metazoa; Chordata; Actinopteri; Pleuronectiformes; Cynoglossidae. The transcript is spliced from 9 exons. The record is from RefSeq and is a predicted model, not a curated record.
UGAGCGGCAGCAUGGCCGCCCUCUCAGUUCCGCUGACACCUGUGGAUAAGUAGCUGCAGCGGCCCUGGCACAGGAACUCUAACUCCGGCUGUGGUCAUGGCCAGGACCGGUUUCUCUGACUCCAAGCCUCUGCUGGACUUACACAAGAAGUCUUGUUGUCCCCCCCAGGCGGACGAGAGGCGAGCCCCGUUAAGAACUUGGGCCAAUGCCUGCGGACCUGUGGAUCGCUGGCAGCCUGCUGAAGCAGAAGAGUCCAGGAUGGUUCCUGUCAGAAUGGAGCCAGACUGCAGAUGGGAUCGGAGUUUAUUAAUGAGAACCAGUGAAGGCAUCAUCAUGGGGUUCCAUGAGGACGGUGGGAAACACUCAGCUGAUGUGGAGGAACACAUGCUUCUGUACCGCCACGGCCUGCGCGGUCUCCACAGCCUACAGACGCUGGUACCCAGCUUGCUGCGCCAUGAGGUGGAGACGGCUCUGGAGAAACUGGGCCUUGCGUGGGACCGAAGCUACGCCUGGGACAUGUUUUUGAUCAUGAUGAGAACUCAGACAGGUAAUUCCUUUCCCAACGCUGACCUCCCCCGCCAUUUUACAGACAUCACCCGUGCUGUGCUGGUGGACUGGCUCAUUCAAGUUCACGAGAGCUUGCAUUUCCAGGAUGAAACCCUCUACCUCGCCAUUCACCUUGUCAACUGCUCCUUGCGUCAGAUCAAGGUGACCACGGUCAAUCUGCAGCUCCUCGGCAUGGUUUGCCUCUUCCUCGCUGCGAAGAAAGAAGAGUGUCUGCUCCCUGAGGUGUCCGGACUCUGCCUGCUGAUGGACCAUGCCUACACCAGGAAUCAGCUACUGCGAAUGGAGCGAAAGGUCUUCUCUGGACUGAAGUUCAACCUGUCCUUCUGUCCCCCACUUCACUUCCUUUUGCUGUUUUCCUCCGUCGCUCGCUGCAGUGCUAAUGUGGUGUGGAUGGCUCACUAUCUGCUGGAGCUCUCUCUCCUGGAGGUUCAGUGUGUGGUCUUUCUACCUGCACAGCUGGCAGGAGCAGCGCUCUGCUUGUCCCGCAAAGUCCUGCAGGAGCCCCUGACCCCAGAAGGGGAGGCUGCUUGGUGUCUGGCCUCCAGUAUCCAUGUAGGCAGUGAGACUGCCCUGCUGAGGAUCAUGCACAUUCUGGCCAACGCUGCAUCAAAAGCUCAUAUCCGAGAAACCUGUGCAACUUUUGUCAAAUUCUCCUCCCCGGAGAAGAUGUGCGUCAGUAGACACCCGGGUCUAAAGACGGCCCAUGCCCUGCUGGGUGUGUGCACUUGACAAAACCGACUCAAAGAUCCUCGCUACAUCCCACUGAGUCAGGGUAUCAAUGCCAGACUGAUCGCCCCAGGGCGAUUUGACCCACGUGAUCCGAGCAGCCAGGUCCAGAUGACCUGCCCUGAAAAUGGGUGAGACGGCCGUGUUAAGUCUCCAACGCUGGACGAUAUCUGACCCUAGAACUGAGAGCCUUCUGGUAUGGCUGUGAUUUAGCAAGUCUGUUUGCACAUCUUUUAGAAUCUUAUCUUGCAGCUGAUUUUGAAUAUAUAUUUGAAUUGUAAUCAUUUGUCCUUGUCUUAAUGAAGAGGAUGUGGGCUGUCUAUGAAAUUAUUUGAAGAUUUUAAUGUAAAAAAAAAAAAAAAUAAAGUGUCUGCUGCAGAGCUGCUUUUU